Ictidomys tridecemlineatus (thirteen-lined ground squirrel) is the source of this 798-nucleotide messenger RNA. The record is from RefSeq and is a predicted model, not a curated record. NCBI's taxonomy places the organism in Eukaryota, Metazoa, Chordata, Mammalia, Rodentia, Sciuridae.
UGGAAGACACCAUCAUCAUGACAUGUUGGGCUUUGGGCUUCUAUCCCAAGAAUAUCUUUCUGACCUGGCUUCAGGAUGGGAAACCCCUGAGCCAGGACACACAGAAGUCUGGGAGUAUCCUGUCCUAUGGGAAUGGGACCUACCAGACCUGGGUGUCCACCAGGAUUCCCCAAGGACAGGAGCAGAGGUUCAGCUGUCACGUGGGACACAGCGGGAAUCACAUUAAUGGCACUGUGUCUUGUAGUGAGCCUGAGGGUCCCAUCAGGGGUUCCCAACAAGGCACUGCACUGCUGCUUCGGAGCCGAUGGCCCACCAUUCUGGCUGCUGUUGUUGGUGCUGUGAUCAUCUUGUUUUGGCUCCUUUGGUGCAAGAAGAGGAGGACAACAUCAGCUGCACAGGGUCCAGGCCGAGAGUCUGCACGUUCCUGGAUAAGCAGCCGAGGGCACCAACUGAUCACAGUGGACCAGGCGCAGGCCUAUAAUCCCAGAGACUGGGCAGACUGAGGCAGGAGGGUUGCAAUUUAGUGAGGUCCUAAGCAACUUGGUGAGACCUCAUCUCAAAACAAAAAUUAAAGGACUGGGGAUGUAGCUCAGUAGUAAAGUGCUCCUUGUUCACACCCCAAUAAAAAAAAAAGUUACCACACUGGAACCUUGAAGCUGUGAUUUCUGCUUCUGUGUCAGUUCCUGGCUCUCCUGAUGCAUCAGGGAGCUUAGACUCUGCUGUCCCUGGCUAGGCCUGGACUCGGCUUCCUACCCUCCUCUGACUAGCACUUUCUCCCUUGGUGCCUUAGGUUCCUCU